This is a messenger RNA of Adineta steineri, 312 nucleotides long. Lineage: Eukaryota; Metazoa; Rotifera; Eurotatoria; Adinetida; Adinetidae. The record is from the annotation of a GenBank genome assembly.
AUGUUUUCACCACCAGUUAUAAUCAACAAUCAUCUGUAUCAUGAUACAUCAUCAUCAUCACCAUCAUCUUGUUCCAGUUUGGAUAGUUCACAUGAAGAAUUUAUAUUAUUAAAUAAUAAAUCUAGUCUAGAACAACACAGAUCUAUGCCGGAUAAUAACAAAGAUUCUAGAUAUUACUCACAACAAUCACGUGUUAAAAAUCGUGGGAAGGACCUCUUAUUAGAAACAAAAUUAAUUCAACUAGCAAAUCAAAAUGAAAUAUUACGUGCAAAAAUUGAUAUGUUAACAAGAAAAUUUAAUCAAAAAAAUUAA